AUGAGCACUCGAAUCUUAUACUUUAUUGCCCUGAUGGCAACCAUUGCCUUUGCUCAGGACUGCUCAUUGAUUGUUCCUCCAAAUGCUCUUACAAAUUUAGCAUCUGUAUAUCAGCUGACUGGUCCAGGUUGCAUCCAAACGGAUUUCGUAAACACGGGUGCCUUCGUGGAAGCCGUGAUAUAUGACCCAAACAAUGCAGCUAGACCUCUUCAAGUUUACAAUCCCUUGGUAGUUACCCAGGGCACCACUCCUCUGCUUCCACCUGUACCAGUCACAAUCCCAGCUGGUGCCGUCGUUGGUAUUUGGUUUGGAUUCAAUGGAAAUACCUUGACACUGAUCGACGCAAACAGUGGUGCAGAUUUGGCUGCAGCAAACUGUGUGAUGGGUCUCAGCACUGGUGAUAUUUUCGGACAAUUUUCUGCUUGCAAUGGUGCAGCGUUCUUUGCUGCAACUCUAGGCAAAGGUUUAGCUCCACCUCUUUCAACCAUCCAAGCUGGUCCUUUCGCCGGCCAACCAUGUCCCACAACACGCUCUUUCAUGGUCGUCGAUCAAGAUCAGUCAGACAAUGUCGUCACCACCUACAUCUCCGUUGGUAAUCAGACUGCUCAAGACACCCCUGCAAAUCGAGCUUCAACAAAUGCUACCGUUGAAACAAACGCCAGUGAUAAUGGAUUGUUGACUCGAAAGAUCGAUCCCGCACUUGGUUGUUCGGCAUUCAAGGUGUAUGAUUUGGCAGCUAAUGAUGGAAGUCUUCGUGGUGCACUUGCCCUUGACGAGCUGCAAGCAACUUUUCAAUCCGCUCCUAUCGCAUUGAUCCCACUGGGUGAUCCAAUGACUUUGUCCAAUGACGGACCUUCUUUAGACAAGACCAACUUGUACCGCAAGAAUGUUGGCCAACCACUGGCUGCCACCGCUGCUGACGCUGAUACUACCGCAUACUGUACAAACCUGAACAACAUUCAGCCAAACUUCCUGAUGGCUUACAGAACAAUCUUUUUGGGUGUCUCAUCUCCUGUUGCCGCUGUUUCUCCGACUCUCUUUGGAUUUGUAACAGCUCGAUACGCAGCUACAUGGGAAAUCUUAACCUGCCAAGCUCUCACUGGAAUCCCAAAUCCAAUAACUUUGAUCUUCGAUGCCAAUGGACUUGUCAUUGAUGCAACUAUCGCCGAGACUACCACUACCACAGUUCCAGUCAAGAUUGUUGACCCAGCAACAACGUUAGGAGCCAUUCAACCAACCACUGCCGUCAUCGCGACUACUACACCAAGUGUCAUGGCAUCAACUACAGUAAUCGCAUCAGUUGCACCAAGUGCUGCACCCUCAGCUGCAGCCAGCCAAACAGCAAUCGCAAGCCCUCAAGCGUCAAUCAAGCCAUCAGCAAUCGUUUCAACAAAGACGACAACCACACAUGCACCAUCACCAGUUAGAAGCAUGCGUCCUCGACGAAGCCAUCGCCCCUGGGCAACACAUAGUAUGCAUGCUAGACACUCCCACAGUCUCCACGUACAUCCUACCCACAGUGUCCACGUGCUUCCUUCUCCAUCAAUCCGUGUACCAAGUAUUCGUAUGCCAUCUCCUAAACCAUCUCACGCUCACGGAUAUGGCGAUAACUAG
Molecule: messenger RNA, 1614 nt
Organism: Synchytrium microbalum
Lineage: Eukaryota; Fungi; Chytridiomycota; Chytridiomycetes; Synchytriales; Synchytriaceae
Exons: 7
Coding region: 1-1614 (537 amino acids)
Source: RefSeq, a predicted model, not a curated record